UUAAUCCCAAAGCUAAGCCAGCCUCAAAAAAUUAAUCCUUAACUACUACUACUAUUGCAAACUCUCUCUCCCUUCCCAAUCCUCCAAUUCAAACUUACUUGGAAAGAACAAAAAAAAAAAAAAAAAAAAAAACCAAGAGGAGGGAAUUUCAAAAUGGCCAAGCUCCACGCCGUCGUCGCCGCUCUCUUCUUCGCCCUCGCGGGCUCCACAUUCGCUGCUCCGGUCCCCGAUUUCGUCGUCGAGGGCCGCGUUUAUUGUGACACGUGCCGCGCUGGAUUCGAGACCAGCGCCACCGAGUACAUCGAAGGUGCGAAGGUGCGGCUGGAGUGCAAGCACUUUGCGACGGGGGCGGUGGAGCACGCGGUGGAGGGGGUGACCGACAAGACCGGGACGUACAAGAUCGCGCUGACGGACAACCACGAGGAGGAGAUCUGCGAGGUGGUGCUGGUGGACAGCCCGCUGGCCGGGUGCUCCGAGGUGACUCCCGGGCGCGAGCGCGCGCGCGUCCUCCUCACGCAGGACAGCGGGAUCGCCACCAACGUGCGCUACGCCAACCCCCUCGGCUUCCUCAAAGAGCAGCCCCUCCCUGUCUGCGGCACCCUGCUGCAGCAGUAUGCGCUCGGCGACGACGAAUGAGAGACAGAGAAAGAGAGAGCACAAAAGAAGUGAGAGUGAGCAAAAGAGGCUGCUGCUUCAGUCACUGAUGAUUCUGAUUCAUCUCUUCUGGUGUCACCCAGAGUUUUUCAAAUAAACUACUCUCAGCAUGGAUAUAUAUAUAUAUAUAAAUAUCUAUAUAUAUUCAUCACAUCCUAAUGAUGUGAACCAUUACCCUUUUCUCUGUUUCUCUUCACUCACAGAGUGAGAAGAGAGAGAGAGGAGUUUGAUGUAAUUGUAUCCAUGUUAAUGCUGACAAUAUGCUGGUGACUUUAUCUAUUAAA
Messenger RNA from Ananas comosus (pineapple), 938 nucleotides. RefSeq names its product pollen-specific protein C13-like. Lineage: Eukaryota; Viridiplantae; Streptophyta; Magnoliopsida; Poales; Bromeliaceae. Bases 154 to 636 code for a protein of 160 amino acids. The transcript has 2 exons. The record is from RefSeq and is a predicted model, not a curated record.